AGUUGCAAUUCGCAAAUGGCAUAGCAGUUCUUGUUUCUCAUUCUUGUUCUCUCUGCUUGCCAUUUUCACUUGCUAUCUCCAAAUUCCAGCACAAUGUACAAUACGACCAUAUUGGUCGGUUUCGUGAAACAAAUUAGCCAAGCCCAUCUCGAAUACGGUACGUACGAUGUUGCAUUGGAUAGGCCGUUCCGAUUCUCACCUGCAUGGAGAACAAUGUGCAUGCUGGCUGCGUUUUUGGUUCACUCAAUCCAAAUGUCCCAACCAACUCGUGCACACGAAGAAGAAACCCCUGUUCUUAUAUGCCUGGUCUCUCUAUCCCUUCCCCUCCUGGUUCUUGCACGAACAACGUCCAAAUCCAACGGUGCUCAGCCGCUGAUCCAACUCCAACAAUAUGGUGCAAGAAACGGGCGCGGUUGAGCUGCGCAUCAGGCAGCAAGGGGAGGCGUCGCUGGUGCCGCCGGCAGAGGAGACGCCGAAGGGCCUCUACUACCUCUCCAAUCUGGACCAGAACAUCGCCGUCAUCGUGCAGACCGUGUACUGCUUCAAGGCCGACGACGGCGAGGGCAGCGGCAGCGCCUGCGACGUGCUGAGGGAGUCCCUGGCCAAGGUGCUCGUCCCUUGCUACCCGCUCGCCGGACGGCUGACGAUCAGCGGCGAGGGGAAGCUAGUCGUGGACUGCACAGGUGAAGGCGCCGUGUUCGUGGAGGCCGAGGCGGACUGCGCCAUGGCGGACAUCGGCGACAUCACCGAGCCGGACCCAUCGGUGCUCGGCAAGCUCGUGUACAGCGUCCCUGGCGCCAAGAACAUACUCGAGAUGCCUCUCCUUGCUGCUCAGGUGACCAAGUUCAAGUGUGGCGGUUUCGUGCUGGGCCUGGCCAUCAACCACUGCAUGUUCGACGGUGUCGGCGCCAUGCAGUUCGUCAACUCGUGGGGCGAGACGGCGCGCGGCCUCCCGCUCUCGCUCCCGCCUGCCCUCGACCGCGCCGUCCUCCGCGCGCGAGAUCCCCCACAGGUUGCCUUCCCACACAAUGAGUUCGCUCAGAUCGCCGACGAUGACAAUGAGGACUCCCCGCCGAACGAAGGAGAGCCGCUCCUGCACCGCUCGUUCCGAUUCACGCCGGCGUCCAUCGCGCGCGUCAAGGCGCUCGUCACGCUGGAGGGCCGCGCGUGCACGACGUUCGAGGCGCUGGCCGGGUUCGUGUGGAGCGCCCGCACGAGGGCGCUGGGGAUGGGCCCCGCGCGGCAGAGCAAGCUCCUGUUCGCUGUGGACGGGCGGCCGAGAUUCUCGCCGCCGCUGCCCGCGGGGUACUUCGGCAACGCCAUCGUGCUCACCAGCGCGGCGUGCGCGGCGGGGGAGCUGGCGGCGUCGCUGCCGCGGGCCGUGCGGCUGGUGCGCGGCGCCGUGGAGGCGGUGACGGACGCGUACAUGCGGUCGGCGGUGGACUACUUCGAGGCGACGCGGGCGCGGCCGUCGCUGGCGUCGACGCUUCUGAUCACGGCGUGGUCGCGGCUGCCGUUCGGCGCGGCCGACUUCGGGUGGGGCCCGCCCGCGGCGUACGGCCCCGCGGCGCUCCCUGAGAAGGAGGUGGCGCUGUUCCUGUCGUGCGGGGAGGGCGGGGGCGUACGCGUGCUGCUGGGACUGCCGGCCGCGGCCAUGGCCGAGUUCGAGCGGCUCGUGGAGGAGGUGAUGGCGUCCUGAACAACUACAUGACGGAUCCGCAUGCGUGCACGGUAAAUUGGCAAUGGCAUCAAGCGAGAGGACAGGAGCAAGCUCGCUCCGCAACUGAAUUAAAUUUGUGUGAUCGACUACUAUUCAUGUGUUUCUUGUUCUUGAUCUUUGUAGCAUCAACAAGCUACUGGAUUAUUACCUGCA
This is a messenger RNA of Phragmites australis (common reed), 1873 nucleotides long. RefSeq names its product omega-hydroxypalmitate O-feruloyl transferase-like. Lineage: Eukaryota; Viridiplantae; Streptophyta; Magnoliopsida; Poales; Poaceae. The record is from RefSeq and is a predicted model, not a curated record. Gene Ontology annotation, molecular function: acyltransferase activity, transferring groups other than amino-acyl groups. The transcript has 3 exons. The coding region runs from base 392 to 1699 and encodes 435 amino acids.